UAGAGCCAUAGCUAUUUCUUAUUUGAAGUGCCAGUAGCUAGUUUAUUUCUUUCUCUCCUAUUAUUAUUAGUUGAUCUCUUACCACAACUACAACUUAUCCACAUACAAGUUAUUUUCUUUUCAGAUAAUUAACUGAAUCAAUGGCAUCAUCUUUUGCUUCUACAAGUACUUCACAGUUUCCACACGAAGUCUUUCUAAGUUCAUCAUCUUCUACUUCUACAAGUACUUCACAGUUUCCACGGUGGAAUUACGAUGUCUUUCUAAGUUUUAGAGGUGAAGAUACUCGAAGAACCUUUACAGGUCACCUCUUCAAAUGCUUGGAAAACAGUGGAAUAUUUACGUUUCAAGAUGAUAAAAGGCUAGAGCAUGGUUCAUCAAUAUCAGAUGAACUCUUGAAAGCUAUCGAACAGUCUCAAGUUGCGGUCGUCGUUUUCUCAAAGAAUUAUGCAACAUCGAGGUGGUGCUUAGAUGAGUUAGUAAAGAUCAUGGAAUGCAAGGAUCAAUGUGGACAGACUUGUUCUUCUAUGAUGUGGAACUCGCACAUGUUCGAAACCAGAGGGAGAGCUUUGGCGAAGCCUUUGACAAACACAGAAACAAGAUAUAAGGAUGAUGAUGAAGGAAUGCAGAAGGUCCAAAGAUGGAGGAAUGCUCUAACUGCUGCCGCAAAUCUAAAAGGAUAUGAUAUUGUCGACCAAAUUUCCAAAUUGUGCAAUCGUGCUACUUUGUCUUCUUUGCGAGAUAUUGUCGGAACAGAUACUCAUCUGGAGAAAUUAAAGUCCCUACUUAAGGUAGGAAUCAAUAAUGUUCGGAUCAUAUUGGGGAUCUGGGGCAUGGGCGGUGUAGGGAAGACGACAAUAGCAAGAGCCAUUUUUGACAAUUUAUCUCAUCAAUUUGAAGCUUCUUGUUUCCUUGCGGAUAUUAAAGAAAAUGAAAAAUUGCAUUUUUUGCAAAACACCCUUCUCUCUGAAUUGUUAAGAAGAAAAAAUGAUUACGUCACUAAUAAGCAUGACGGGAAGUGGAUGAUUCCGAACAGACUUUUCUCUAAGAAGGUGUUAAUUGUGCUUGAUGAUAUAAAUCAUAAAGAUCAUUUAGAGUAUUUAGCAGGUGAUAUUGGUUGGUUUGGUAAUGGCAGUAGGGUUGUUGUAACAACUAGAGACAAGCAUUUGAUAGGGAAAUGUAGUGUAAUAUAUGAAGUGACUGCACUACCUGAUUAUGAAUCCAUGCAAUUGUUCAAUCAGUAUGCUUUUGGAAAAGAAUUUCCAGAUGAGCAUUUUAAGGAGCUUUCAUUGGAGGUUGUAAAUUAUGCUAAAGGCCUUCCUUUAGCCCUCAAAGUGUGGGGUUUUUUGCUGCAUAACCUAGGCUUAACUGAAUGGAAAAGUGCGAUAGAGCACAUGAAAAUUAAUUCAAAUUCGGAAAUUGUUGAAAAGCUCAAGAUCAGUUAUGAUGGAUUGGAGCCCAUCCAACAAGAGAUGUUUCUAGAUAUUGCAUGCAUCUUGCGAGGAGAAAAAAAGAUUACGCCAUGCAAGUUCUUGAGAGUUGUCAUAUUGGAGCAGAAUACGAAUUGCGUAUUUUAAUUGAAAAAUCUCUUGUGUCCAUCUCUGAAUAUGAUGAGAUUCAAAUGCAUGACCUAAUUCAAGAUAUGGGUAAAUAUAUAGUGAACUUGCAAUAGAAUUCGGGAGAACGCAGCAGACUAUGGCUCGCCGAGGAUUUCGAAGAAGUGAUGAUCAACAAUACAGUAAGUAGGCUAAACAAUGCAAUAAUAUUUAAUUUCUAAUUUUUAUAUUCCAAAGAUACAUAGGCUAGUCAAUUCCAAUUAUUUGUUCCUCUUUGAUGAUAGGCUAUAAUUGCAUAUUUUAGU
Messenger RNA from Nicotiana attenuata, 1858 nucleotides. RefSeq names its product TMV resistance protein N-like. The transcript is spliced from 3 exons. The coding region runs from base 141 to 1574 and encodes 477 amino acids. Gene Ontology annotation, biological process: signal transduction; defense response. NCBI's taxonomy places the organism in Eukaryota, Viridiplantae, Streptophyta, Magnoliopsida, Solanales, Solanaceae. The record is from RefSeq and is a predicted model, not a curated record. Gene Ontology annotation, molecular function: ADP binding.